Trachymyrmex septentrionalis is the source of this 3890-nucleotide messenger RNA. Its product is annotated as casein kinase I-like. The transcript is spliced from 7 exons. Gene Ontology annotation, molecular function: ATP binding; protein serine/threonine kinase activity. Lineage: Eukaryota; Metazoa; Arthropoda; Insecta; Hymenoptera; Formicidae. Bases 864 to 3770 code for a protein of 968 amino acids. Gene Ontology annotation, biological process: signal transduction; peptidyl-serine phosphorylation; endocytosis. Gene Ontology annotation, cellular component: nucleus; cytoplasm. The record is from RefSeq and is a predicted model, not a curated record.
GUGGUCGUCUUUAUGAGAAGAACGUGUGUUCACGAAACAUCGUGAGGGCGGUGAGGGCGCAGUCGCGGUUGGUGCAUCUUUGAUCGUGCUUCUUCACCGGUCCGCUUGGACGCCUCGGGCUGCGGGCAGAUGCUCUACCGCGAUCGCGACGUGCGUUCCCAUUGGUCAUUACUCGCGCUCCAACAAUCGAAUCGACAUUUACUACACGAUUCGAUCUUUCCUCCCGUCCCGCUAUUGCAGCUACACUAUAAACGAGGUGUCUACGCGCGGUACGUUUAUCGAAUUUCGCCACGACUGAUCAUCGGCCGUCCUUCCUCUCCCUACUCUCGCGGGAUAAACUCUUUGAUGCCGUCGUCUUGGUCGUGAUUCCUGCCUAUCUGCCAGAUCUGCGAUCUACCUGGCACCCUGGCAGCAGCGGCGCAGCGCCGUCAACACAACAGCGAGAAAGCGAGUGGCGACAGACAAACGCGAGCGCAGCGCCGCCGCCAUCAGCGCGACCGCCAUCGCAACGAGGUGCGCUAUUCUGUUCAUCGCGACUAGCCACGAAGAAAUGCCCGUAGGUUCAAGAUCAAUCAGUCCGAGUUUCUGUGCGACGAUCAUGGAGGUAUUGUUGUCGUCGAGCCAGUAACGCGAGCGAGCGAGCCAAUCAGAGUCGAGCACACGCCGCCCGUUGUUGUUCCGAUAUCGAGCAUCGAAUAUCGUAUCACUUCACGCUCAGGUCGGGUCAGCUGCUGCUGUACCGCGUUGCCUCUACGCUGGAUUGUUGGUGUAUGUGUAUAUAUUAGUCACCUCGCCGCCGCCGCCGUGAUUGCAACCGCGACCGUGAUACUUCCAUCGGGGUGCGCCGCACGGGCUUGUGUACGAUGGAGCUACGUGUUGGUAAUAAGUACCGGCUAGGACGGAAAAUCGGGAGCGGCUCCUUUGGCGACAUUUACCUAGGUACCAAUAUUUCCACGGGUGAGGAAGUCGCUAUCAAGUUAGAAUGCAUAAAAACACGACAUCCGCAGUUGCACAUAGAGUCCAAGUUUUACAAGAUGAUGCAAGGAGGCGUUGGAAUACCAACUAUAAAGUGGUGUGGUUCGGAAGGUGACUAUAACGUUAUGGUGAUGGAGUUACUUGGACCAUCACUGGAAGAUUUAUUUAAUUUUUGUUCGAGACGUUUUUCUUUGAAAACAGUUCUGCUCCUUGCCGAUCAAUUGAUAAGUAGAACAGAUUAUAUUCACAGUCGCAACUUCAUUCAUCGUGAUAUUAAGCCAGACAACUUUCUGAUGGGUUUGGGAAAGAAGGGAAACCUCGUCUAUAUUAUAGAUUUCGGAUUAGCUAAAAAGUAUCGCGAUGGACGCACACACAAGCACAUACCCUAUCGAGAAAACAAAAAUCUGACGGGAACUGCCAGAUACGCGAGUAUAAAUACGCAUUUAGGAAUUGAGCAGUCACGACGGGACGAUCUUGAAUCUCUGGGCUAUGUCCUCAUGUACUUUAAUAGAGGUAGUCUACCUUGGCAGGGCUUAAAAGCAGCAACAAAGAGACAGAAGUAUGAACGCAUUUCCGAGAAGAAAAUGUCUACUCCUGUAGAAGAGCUUUGCAAAGGUUAUCCUGUGGAGUUUGCGUCGUAUUUAAGGUACUGUCGAGACUUACGCUUCGAAGAAAGGCCGGAUUAUUCGCAUCUCCGACAACUUUUCCGGACACUGUUUCAUGGUCAAGGCUUUACCUACGACUAUGUUUUCGAUUGGAAUAUGCUGAAAUUUGGUAACGCGAGACAACCGACAUUACCUUCUGCACAGCAAGCGCCCAUGCAUUCGCAACCGUCUAAUGCGGCGUUACCUUCCGGGACCAACAAUGAUCAGGAACAUCGAUCGAGACCCUAUACGCGGCAAUGUUUGCCGAAUGCGUCCGUAGCGGCGGUAGGCCCGACGCUUGGACCAAAUGCUAGUCUGCGAGCGAUCCGGCAGAAACGCGAGAUGGAGACUCGUGGUGACCAGGACAAUCAGGACAAGAGUGAUCUUCAAGGUAAAAUACAAUUCUACCAACAAUUCUGCGCAAGCCAGAAUUUCGCUAUUGCCGAUCGAAAAACGCAACGCAAUGUGACAGUCGGACACACGCAACAGCCCACAUCUGGCUGCAAUGAAACCGUUGCCGCGACACGUGUGGCAAAUCCAUGUCAAUUUAGUACAUUCAAGUUAACCACACCGAGUAGUAGAGCGGCGCCGCUACCGUCGUCAGAUGUAGCGGCUUCUCUAGACCUGACCAGUCUUAAUUUAGGACGUAAUCGGGAAUUAGGCCCCAAUUGUACCGUCGAUUUAAAUCCCGCAACCGCAUCGCGCGAUUAUUAUCAACCGGUGCUAAGUAGACCACGUGAGAGGAGUCCAAACACAACGUCCCGUCAACUCGAUAAGCAGAGUUAUUUUUUUCAUGGGCAUAAAACUGAGAAAGAUGUAGAUCGCGAGGUCAUGAUGUUUGAGGAUCUAGAGACAGAUGAUUCGAAUUGCAUUCGACGGAUGACGGACGAUAGGGAUGACAUCGCGGCGACCUCAGGCGGUUCGAUGAAUUGUUUCGGUGGUCCGGAUAAAGAGAAAGACUACGUUGAUUAUGACGGUGACAAAAAACUUAAGUAUCCAACAAUGAGUGGCGCACGACGUCUCACUACGGCGUAUGAGACGCGUCGCGAUUCAGGAAACGUAGAAUUCCUCGAGAAGGAGGGUGAGAUUUUUAAGAAAAGCAACAGUGAAUUGUUACAGGAAGCCUUCACUAAUAAACGUAGAAAUUUCUCUUUUCGUAAUAAAGAAAAAACGCAUAAAAGCUUAGAAUCGUUCGAGAGAAGCAUCGAUCUACCCACGGCAGAUUGUAAGAGCCUGGAUCUUUUGCCGGAAGAGCGGCCGAAAAUCUUUUUUCAUGGUAAACAGAGAAGUCUUGAUUCCUCGCAAAAGUUGACAAAAAAAUCCAUUGAUUUAAUGGCGAGCAAAGAGCACAAACGGCCUAGUUUCUUUCAAAGAGUUGGUAGAAGUUUGCAUUUUUUACUCAGGGAGCGCGAGAAACAUCAGGAUUUCUUAAAACGAGACGAAUACUCGAUUAACACCCAGUAUCCUCAGACCGAUCAGGAAAAGUGCGAAUAUUUUUUACAGAGGUAUCAGGAAGAUAUUGAUUUUUUUGAACGUGCACCAAGCACGUUAACUGAUCGUGCUCCCGUCCAGUCAAAUCUCGGUUCUUUCGAUGAGACAAAUAUUACCUUUAUUCAAAAUUUUAUCGGUCUUUCUAAAAACGCGAAGCUUAAGGAGAGUACAUUUCGUACAACGGCAGAUUCGAAUACAAAUAUCGCGGAAAGGAAUACAUGUCUUAGCGCCGAGACACUAUCGUGUCUCCAGAUAAGACAGAAUAAUUUGAGCGCGGGCGAACCAUCAGUGCAAUCCGAUAAUCUUACUAACGCUGCUGAACUGGUGCAAUCGAGACUUUUAGAUCCUGUCGCAAGUGUCGCUACGCAAGAAACCAUGAGUGGCAAUAAAGACAGCUUAGAGGUCGGAUAUUCCAUUAGUCAUCUUGGCAGACGGUACUUACAGAAUCUGCAGCAUUUAGGUUGUAUGGAUGGUUUGCAAUCUCUGGAGAAUGCCACCGAAACAGAGAAACGUGAUCGUUAUAUAAAAUGGAUAAUCAGAGACGAUCUGGACAUAGUGAGCGUCACAAAAUCUAACGAUUAUCUGGCUCAUGGUAAACCACAGGGUAACUUGGAUAUUCUUAAGGGUAUUCUUCUCGAUAUUUUCGUUUGUUGUAUUUAAAAACGGAUAGGGGUUUUACAGAGUCUCUGAGAGAGAAAAUCAAGGCAUUCUCUUACAUCACGUACUAAGCGAUGUCUUAUUACACUGCAUAAAAUUAUGCCAAGAUUUCGAUAAUCAAGA